Camelina sativa (false flax) is the source of this 765-nucleotide messenger RNA. RefSeq names its product bet1-like protein At4g14600. Lineage: Eukaryota; Viridiplantae; Streptophyta; Magnoliopsida; Brassicales; Brassicaceae. The record is from RefSeq and is a predicted model, not a curated record.
GCCAGCUUCGUUUCAUCGAUCGUCGGAUUUACACUUUUCGUUUCUCGAAAUUUCCCUCUGGAUUUUGUCUGAAAAUUUUGUUCUCUUCUUUCGAUUUGCGAUUUCUCGAUCUUGAUUCUUCAAAAACCACAGCAGAUUCCGAAUUUAGGUUUUUUUAGAAGUUAUCUCAAUUAGAAAUCGCGUAGAUGGCGUCAAAUCCUCACAGAGGCGGUGCGGGUGGUUCCUUAUACGGAGGCGCUGCUCCUUAUAGAUCCAGAGAAGGGCUUAGCACUAGGAGUGCUGCAGGUUCAGAGGAAAUCCAGCUGAGGAUUGAUCCUAUGCACUCUGACCUUGAUGAUGAGAUCCUUGGUCUCCAUGGCCAAGUCAGCCAAUUGAAAAACAUUGCUCAAGCAAUUGGGUCAGAAGCUAAGUUUCAGAGGGACUUCUUAGAUGAACUGCAAAUGACAUUGAUGAGAGCGCAAGCUGGGGUGAAGAACAACAUAAGGAAACUGAACCUGAGCAUAAUCCGUAGUGGCAACAACCAUAUCAUGCACGUGGUUCUUUUCGCACUCGUCCUUUUCUUUAUCCUCUACAUGUGGUCCAAGAUGUUCAAAAGAUAGAUGGCAUACUACUGUAAUGUAACCCCCCCCCCCCAAAAAAAAAUGCCCCUUGAUGAAUGUUGGUGAUAAGUUGUAGAAAUAUCAAUCCUUUAGAUUACAACAAUUUGUGGCUCUUCUAGUUCUCGUUCCCUGUGCUGUUAUAUAGCGUGCUUGUUUGGAACCUUUA